Molecule: messenger RNA, 924 nt
Organism: Venustampulla echinocandica
Lineage: Eukaryota; Fungi; Ascomycota; Leotiomycetes; Helotiales; Pleuroascaceae
Exons: 2
Coding region: 1-924 (307 amino acids)
Molecular function (GO): hydrolase activity
Source: RefSeq, a predicted model, not a curated record
AUGGAUUCCCCCAAAUAUGUCAACUUUGACAUUUCCGAGGUGGCUUAUAAAGUCGUGAAUAAGACUAAUAUCUCGGCGUUUGUCUUGGUGCCCAAGGGCAUCUCCGAGGGCAAAUAUCCCAUUAUCGCCAAGUUCCAUGGCGGUUUCUUCGUGACUGGCGCAAGUUUAUACCCAGACUGGUUCCCCGAUUGGGCAUUAGACUACGCCUUUAAACAAUCAGCCAUAAUAGUCUGCGCCGAUUACCGUCUAAUACCCGAAUCCACCGGCCUCGAUAUCCUGGAAGACUUAAAAGAUUUCUGGGCAUGGGCGCGAGGCGGCGGGCUGGAGAGGCACUUAUCCCAGGUCAAAGCUGGUAUUAAUGCAGAUCUGACAAAGGUCAUCGCAUACGGCGAAAGCGCGGGCGGAAGCCUUGCCAUCCAGUCCGGGUUUAUCCUACCUCAUGGAUUCAUAAAGGCAAUCAUAGCAACCUAUCCCUUCAUCGACAUUGGCAGAAAGCGGACGGUGUCAAUCAUGGGAGCUCCCACAAUACCGCCCGUUGUCCUGGACGGGUUUUUGGCGGCCAUUGAGCCGGGGAAGAUAGUGACAUCUGCGAAUCCACCGGAGAGGAUGCCGAUUGUGUUAUCGAUAGCUCAACAGGAUCGGUUUGCUGAAUUCUAUGGGGCAGAUGAGAAGUUGGCCCUGCGGAAGGUUUUGGAGACCGUGGAUGAUAUGCCGCAUCUGUUGAUUAUACAUGGAAAGGAAGAUUCGGCGGUGCCGGUGGAGGGGAGCGUCGAGUUCGCAGAUGCUGUGAGGGGGAAGUUUGGGGCAGGGAAGAUUGAUCUCCGUGUGGAGCCCGGCGAGCAUGGUUUCGAUGGGAGUGCCACUUUGGAGAUGCCGUGGUUGAAGGAUGGCCUAAGUAGGGUGACAGAACUGUGGUUGAAUUAG